Rhinolophus ferrumequinum (greater horseshoe bat) is the source of this 2218-nucleotide messenger RNA. RefSeq names its product CCR4-NOT transcription complex subunit 11 (gene CNOT11). Gene Ontology annotation, biological process: negative regulation of translation; mRNA catabolic process. Gene Ontology annotation, cellular component: CCR4-NOT complex. Bases 77 to 1612 code for a protein of 511 amino acids. NCBI's taxonomy places the organism in Eukaryota, Metazoa, Chordata, Mammalia, Chiroptera, Rhinolophidae. The record is from RefSeq and is a predicted model, not a curated record. The transcript is spliced from 7 exons.
GCUUUACGGCCGCGGGACGGAGCGAGCCGGCGUUAGGGCCACUCCGGCCGGGAAGCGGGACAGGCGAGAGAGGUUGAUGCCCGGCGGCGGGGCGAGCGCGGCGUCUGGCCGGCUUCUGACCGCUGCGGAGCAAAGAGGGGCCCGAGAAGCGGUGGGGGCGGCGUCCAGGAGCGGCCCGGGGGUCUCCGGCAGCGGCGGCAGAGGCGGAGCAGGAGGCCCCGGGCCGGGCAGUGGAGGCCCGGGGGGCCCUGCGGGCAGGAUGAGCCUGACCCCGAAGGAGCUCUCGAGCCUGCUGAGCAUCAUCUCGGAGGAGGCGGGCGGCGGCACCACCUUCGAGGGCCUGUCCACCGCCUUCCACCACUACUUCAGCAAGGCUGACCACUUCCGCCUGGGCUCUGUGCUCGUGAUGCUCCUGCAGCAGCCGGACCUGCUGCCCAGCGCGGCGCAGCGCCUCACGGCGCUCUACCUGCUGUGGGAGAUGUACCGCACCGAGCCGCUGGCCGCCAACCCCUUCGCCGCCAGCUUCGCGCACCUGCUCAACCCCGCGCCGCCCGCCCGCGGCGGCCAGGAGCCGGACCGGCCACCGCUCUCGGGAUUUUUGCCUCCUAUAACUCCACCAGAAAAAUUUUUUCUUUCCCAGCUGAUGCUGGCACCCCCAAGGGAACUCUUCAAAAAGACACCGCGACAGAUUGCACUGAUGGACGUUGGAAACAUGGGCCAGUCUGUAGAUAUAAGCGGGCUUCAGCUGGCCUUGGCUGAACGCCAGUCUGAAUUGCCAACCCAAAGUAAGGCGAGCUUCCCCAGUAUUCUCAGUGACCCAGACCCGGAUUCUUCAAAUUCUGGAUUUGACAGCUCAGUUGCCUCUCAGAUCACGGAAGCUUUAGUCAGUGGACCAAAACCACCUAUUGAAAGCCAUUUUCGGCCGGAGUUUAUUCGCCCACCACCUCCACUCCACAUCUGUGAAGAUGAGCUGGCAUGGCUAAACCCAACAGAGCCUGACCAUUCGAUCCAGUGGGACAAAUCAAUGUGUGUUAAGAAUAGCACGGGUGUAGAGAUCAAGCGAAUAAUGGCCAAAGCCUUCAAAAGCCCUUUAUCUUCUCCUCAACAAACACAGCUCCUUGGUGAGUUGGAAAAAGACCCCAAACUUGUUUAUCAUAUUGGCCUCACUCCAGCCAAACUUCCUGACCUAGUGGAGAACAACCCUCUAGUGGCCAUAGAAAUGCUGCUGAAGUUAAUGCAGUCCAGCCAGAUCACUGAGUACUUUUCGGUCCUGGUCAACAUGGACAUGUCUCUCCAUUCGAUGGAAGUUGUAAAUCGACUAACUACAGCUGUUGAUCUACCUCCUGAAUUUAUUCACCUUUAUAUAUCAAAUUGCAUCUCCACUUGUGAACAAAUUAAGGACAAAUAUAUGCAGAAUCGUCUGGUACGUCUUGUGUGUGUUUUUCUUCAGUCCUUGAUCCGUAACAAAAUUAUUAAUGUGCAGGACUUGUUUAUAGAAGUGCAGGCAUUCUGUAUUGAGUUCAGUAGGAUACGAGAAGCUGCUGGCCUUUUCCGGUUGUUGAAGACACUAGAUACUGGGGAAACACCUUCUGAGACCAAAAUGACAAAAUAAUACCUCAUCACAACCACUCCCUUGUUCAGCUGGACUGGGAUUUAAUUUUUUAAAUUGUUAAAAAUCUGAGUGGGUUGUUUGGUGUAAUGCAUAUAAACAACACUUUAGCAGUUUGGCUUUCCCGGAUGACUUCUUCCUUUAGAAGAAUUUUUGAUAAGAACUUGCAGAAAUAUGUCUUAGGUGUUUUACUGAUGGUUAUCCAGAAAAAAAUUAUUGCAAAAGAUAGGUGAGGUCUUUGGCACCAAAGAAGCAAGGUGCCUGUUUUUGUUUAAAACACAAAUUACAGGCUUCUGAUAAGAAUGCAGUUUUCCUAAGGUUCAAAUGUUAAAUAUAUUUAAUGAGAGUAAAUGAAGAUAUUCUCAAGAGUUGGUUGUAUGGCACCUGGGGUGAAAUCACCUGAGUGUUCUUGAAUCGAGUGGCAAACAGAAGUUUGAGCCUUGAGCCCAUUAUGCACAUAGCUCUUACCUCUCAUUAAGCAGAGUUUGAACCAAAGGACAUACUUGUAACGUUUAUCCUUUCCUGUCACGUGGACUUAAUAGACAACAGAAUAAAUGCAUUUCUUGGGCCUCUUAUAAACCUGGGAACUCUUAGAAGCCCUUUUUGGGG